GCCAUGGAUACUGUAUAUGGGUACAAACGGAGUGUGAGACCUGUUGUUACUAUUAGCAGUACUGGAGAAGGAGACACAGUUUAUUCCUCAUUGGGUGAUAUCAGCAAUGGUGAUCAGAUAGAGAAAAGUGACCUGACCUCGGCAAGUCCCAGUCCUAGUCCUGGGACAUCUGCCAGUGUUCAUGAGGAUGAUGCUGACAGUGAUAUUGGGCCACCAUCCAAGAAAAGCAGACGACUAGCACCUCCACACAAGUAUGCCACAACAAAGGAAAGUUUCAUGAAGAUGAUGGACAGCUGUCAGAGAGCACGAGCAAGACAACAUGAACAAAAGCUGGAUUUGUUGGCUCGCCUGCAUCAGGAGAAAAUGGAAAUGUUUGGAGGUCUUCUUGAUGCAAUUAAAGGAUUAAGCAAGCAGUAGAUUAAAGCCAUUUGUGUUGUCUGGUUUAAAAAAAUUAGUAAGUCAUUAUGGCAAUGUGCAUGUUGGUAACAGCAAUACAAGCAAAUCAACAGCAGUCAUUUUCUAUUCAACAGUGCAUGUUUAUGUAGCGUUUGAUUCCAUCACGUUUUCCAGUAGCAUAAGCAUCUUCCCCGGUAACUGCCUCAAAA
This is a messenger RNA of Corticium candelabrum, 605 nucleotides long. RefSeq lists its product as uncharacterized. The record is from RefSeq and is a predicted model, not a curated record. The coding region runs from base 4 to 417 and encodes 137 amino acids. The transcript has a single exon. NCBI's taxonomy places the organism in Eukaryota, Metazoa, Porifera, Homoscleromorpha, Homosclerophorida, Plakinidae.